AUGAUUUUCAUCUUCCAGGUGGUGACGUUGCUGAAUGACUUGUACAUGGCAUUUGAUAGUGUUGUAGACAAUUUCAAGGUGUACAAGGUGGAGACGAUCGGUGAUGCUUAUAUGGUGGUGUCAGGUCUUCCCGAACGACAUGACCAACAUGCUUCUCAGAUUGCCCAGAUGUCCUUGGCAUUGUUGCACAAAGUCAAAAAUUUCGUUAUCAGGCAUCGCCCCAACGAGCAGCUCAAACUACGUAUCGGCAUCCAUUCCGGUUCGUGCAUUUUUACUUUGACUGUAAAUCGGCCACCGUUUGACGGAUUUUUUAUCUGUUACUUUACAACGAAUUAG
Messenger RNA from Gongylonema pulchrum, 336 nucleotides. The record is from the annotation of a GenBank genome assembly. NCBI's taxonomy places the organism in Eukaryota, Metazoa, Nematoda, Chromadorea, Rhabditida, Gongylonematidae.